This is a messenger RNA of Paramisgurnus dabryanus, 12395 nucleotides long. RefSeq names its product zinc finger homeobox 3a (gene zfhx3a). Gene Ontology annotation, biological process: regulation of transcription by RNA polymerase II; regulation of neuron differentiation. Lineage: Eukaryota; Metazoa; Chordata; Actinopteri; Cypriniformes; Cobitidae. Gene Ontology annotation, molecular function: RNA polymerase II cis-regulatory region sequence-specific DNA binding; DNA-binding transcription factor activity, RNA polymerase II-specific; zinc ion binding. The record is from RefSeq and is a predicted model, not a curated record. Gene Ontology annotation, cellular component: nucleus.
CGCGGAAUCUUAUUGAUCCAGGAGGAGCUAAUUAUCUCUUCCCCUCGUGACUGUGUAAUCAGCACAUGCGCAGUCUGUUAAUUCCAGCCAUUUUUUUGCAGGAAAGUAAUUAGCAGGAAUAAAGACCGGACUGAUUUUUUUCACUCUCUCCUCCUUCCUCGCACAGAGCCGAGGCGCGUCCGUCGUCUGCAUUACAACCAAAAAACAAAACCCCUUUUAAAUGCUUUAAGAAACAGUAAAAUACCUCUUUUAACUUCAGCACCAUGAUGUCUAGAGCAGAGUGAGCGCGUGCAUCUGUGCGAAUGGGAUCUAUAAGCGUGUUUACUGGAAUACAAAGCAACGCAUCCAAAUGCCAGGGUGGGAUGAAUGUGCUCAGUAGCUCAGAGGAUGGAGUGUUGUGACUCUGUCCCCAUCGAUGGAGCCUCUGGUCUCCACACACAACAGCCUCCCGGGCUCUGCAGAACACUGGCCCCCAGUCCUUUCGUACUGGCCAUAGAUCAAGCCAUUCAUCUGAGCACAACGACUGUAUCCAAACAGGGUGGACUAGUGGGCCGUACUGAGGAGAAGGGACUUGAGGAGAGGUAUGGAGAAAGAAUUAGAGAAAAGCAGGUUGAUGAACACUCUACCAGAAAGAUGAUAAAAGACGAAGGUGUGAGGGAAAAGCACGAUGAAGAGGUAGAUGAAGAUGAUGUGAAACCUAUUGGAAAGAUCUUGUACCAGAACGAUGGCUCUGCUUAUGUGACAGAGGAAGAGAGUCAGAUUUCAUGUGGAAUUCCCUCCUCCUUGUCAGGUGUCCCACCAUCCAUCAUUAACACGUGUUACGUUUCCUCUUCUCAAAGCCCUGCUCCACAUGCUUUUCAUGUCUUCCACAUGCAUCACCUCGACAACAGUGAAAGUUUAGCUCUGAUGACCCGCCAAUCCAAAGAAAAUGCUCCUGACAUGGCAGGAUUGUCAGAAGCAGAGGUGACACGGUCCGGUCAAACCAAACCCAUCCUGAUGUGCUUUCUCUGUCGGCUGUCAUUUGGUCGAUCACAUUCGUUUAGGGCUCAUGCUUUACGGCAACAUAGCAUCACCUUUAGUGAUGACGAACAGCAUUUGCUCUCUUUUAAUAACACCUCUGCCAUAUUACAGCAUGCCGGGCCAGGCGACAAGCCACUCCUCUGUUUCCUCGAACCAAAAAGGAAUUGCGAGUCUGUGGUACCUCUUAACUCGGCACCACCAACUUCUGGGAAAGAGGACACGGCAAGACGAAAAGAAAAUGAAGAGGCUGAGACCUAUGAACCGAGACUCCCUCUCCUGCCCUCUCCAUCCAGAAUCUCCCCUGCUACCUCAGUACCAAGCCCUGCCAAAGAUCCCUCAACCCUGGGCAGAGACGGCAAACAGAGAGGAAAGGAGGAUGAGAUAGAGAAAGAUGAAGGAUGUAGUGAGGGAGGAGAGAGGAGAAUGUGUUUAGAGUUAGGUAGCACUGUGGAAAACAGUGCAUACAGUAUUAGCAGCAGUAGCAGACAAGAGCACAAUACUGAAGCUGCUCUGUCAAACCAAAGCAUUUCAAAACCUCCAAACUCUGCAACAAUAGCAACCAGCUUUAUGAACAACACCAAAACCCUUACAGACUCUGAGACAGAGUGUGGAACAAGCUUUAACUGCCACGACCCUGCACCUGCUUCCCUUGUUGUGGUAAACCCGCCUACUGUCAAUACUACUGAACAACUUGCCAACCAAGAGAGUGCCACAGCAACAGAACCAAAUGACCAAUUAGAAAACGGUAGUGCCGUAGCAAUGGAACCAACCACUAGGUUGUCUGAUGACGACAGACUACCUAUCACUCAUUCUGACCUGCCCAAUAAUCACAGCCAAUCCACAGCCCCUACGCUCAGUCCCACCAUUAUCCAGAGCAGCCAGUCUAUUCUUGAAGAAGGGAAUUCGGACACGGCCUCUAGAGGAAGGUUGGUAGUGGCCGGUGAUGGAGGCUUUGUUGCCAUCGGAGAUGACGUCCAAGCAUCUUACGCUUACGGUGUGCAGGCCUCUAUGGCACACACCAGAAACUCCUGCAAGACAUUGAAGUGUCCCAAAUGCAACUGGCACUACAAAUACCAGCAAACUCUGGAAGCCCAUAUGAAGGAGAAACACCCAGAAACGGAGUCUGGACAGUGUCCGUACUGCAGCAGUGGACAAAGCCACCCACGCUUAGCAAGAGGUGAGACUUACUCCUGUGGCUACAAGCCCUUUAGAUGCCAGGUAUGCCAGUAUUCCACCACCACCAAGGGCAACCUGAGCAUCCACAUGCAGUCGGACAAGCACCUGAACAACAUGCAGAGCUUGCAGACGCAGUCACAUGCACACACCCCAGCAGCUCAGCCCAGCCCUUUAUCCCAUUCACAUGCUACCCUCGCUCAGCCCACCCAAGCCAACUCCUCCUCUCCUUCUACACUUCGGGGACGUGCAUCAUGGCGGUGCGAAGUCUGUGACUACGAGACCAACGUGGCAAGGAACCUGCGUAUCCACAUGACCAGUGAGAAGCACACACACAACGUGCUUCUGCUGCAGCAGAACCUGGCACACAUGCAACGUCAGCGCAAGCACAAUGCUACCGAGCUUUACCGGCACUGCCACCCUCAAACCAAACUGCCUGACUCCAGCGAUGAGGCCCAACAUGACUCGGCACAGAAACUCUUUGAAUGCAUUCUGUGUGGCUGUUUUUCCUGUGACACUCUUGAAGAGCUAAGUCAACACCUGACCAUGCAGCGCUCAUUGCCCAACACCUACUGGAGAAGCACAACCGGUGACACCCAUCAUUGUCGACUCUGCCAUUACGCCACUCCUCUGCGAGCUAACUUCCAGCUGCACUGCCAGACAGACAAACACAUACAGCGCUACCAGUUAGCCGCACAUCUCCGAGAGGCCAGUAGUCACCAUGGAAACAUUGAAGACGAGGAGGAAGAGUGGCAUCUUAGGUGUGUUGCUGCUGGAAACCAGGUGCAGCUAAGGUGCGGUGCAUGUGACUAUGAAGCCAAUAGCUUGGAGAAACUGAAGCUACACACCAUGAACUCCAGGCACGAGGCCAGCCUUAGACUUUACAAGUAUUUGCAGCAGCUGGAUGGAGUGGACUCUGAAGGCGUCUGGCUGCACUGCGUGCUGUGUGAUUUCUCCACUCGCAGCAGCGUUUCUUUAGUGCGGCACUCGCAUUCACUAAGCCACCAGAGAGGGGAGGGGCUGCUCCGAAUCCAGCGAAUCCAGAAGGGUCUGCAGGACGAGGAGGAGCUCGGUGCCAUCUUUACAAUCCGAAAAAGCCAUGCUCAAGAAAAUGGAGAACAUAAGGGGAUGGACUCUCCCCCGGAGGUUACGGCUAACAAGGAGGACAGCGCAGGAAAGAAAUCAGAAGGAUUCAUUCAGACAGAGGUGGAGCAAAGUGAGUUGUCCUCGAUUCCCAAGCGUCCCUCGCCUGGAUCUGAAGACUCGGAUGAGCCUUCACCCUGUAAACGGCCACGUGUACAUGAAGAGAUGCGCCAGUGUCCGUUCUGUCGGUUUCGUCACACAGACAUUGAGCGUUUGAGGAGUCAUGUGAUGAACCAGCAUGCAGUUCAGCCCACUCUCCGCUGCCCGCUGUGCCAGGACACGCUGCACAGUGUUGCCCUCUUGCGUACCCAUCUGACACAUCUGCACAGCGUAACGGCAGACUGUACUCAAAAACUCAUCAGCACGGUGAUUGCGUCAGACGUGCUGCCAGAGAAAAUGUUUCUACCAGUGCAGAAUUCAGAUUCCCAACAGACAAUGAAUGGUCUAAACACUAAUGAAACAAAGAGAUUGGAUGAAAUUAUAGCAGAUGCUGAACCCGAAAGAGGUUCCACACCUCAAGAAACAGCAAAAAUCCAUAAGCAACCUUCAGAAGAUGCAGAAUCCACAAAGGAGAACAGUGCAGCUUUUCCAUGCUGGCAAAAAGGCUGUAACAAAGUCUUUAUAUCCUCAAGUGCACUUCAAACGCACUUCAACCAGCUUCAUAGUCAGAAAUCUCCUACGGCAAUAUCCGACAGACACAUUUACAAGUACCGGUGCAAUCAGUGCAGUCUGGCUUUCAAAACCCCUGAAAAGCUGCAACAGCAUUCUCAGUACCACGCUAUCAGAGCUGCAACCAUGUGCUGCCUCUGCCAACGUAGUUUUCGUACACUGCAGGCACUUCGGAAACACCUUGAGACAAACCACCUGGAGCUAAGUGAAACCCAGAUACAGCAGCUUUAUGGUGGUUUGAUGAUGAAUGGUGAGUCCCUGGUCUCUACAGACCAAGCUUUUGGUGAAGACGAAGAAUCACCAGAGGAAACUGUAAUGAAAGAUGAUGAAGAAUAUGACUUGGAGGAGAAACUAAGUCCUACUGACCAUGAUGCAGGUUUGGUUAAAGACGGUGCUGAAUGCGACCUUAAACAACCUGUUCUUCCACUGCGAAAAGGCCCAAAUAUCACAAUGGAGAAAUUCCUGGAUCCAUCAAGGCCUUUCAAAUGUACAGUUUGCAAGGAGUCUUUUACCCAGAAGAAUAUUCUAUUGGUUCACUAUAACUCAGUGUCACACUUACAUAAACUAAAACGGUCUUUGCACGACACGUCAACUGGCGUGCAAGAACCUGUUAACAGUACAGACCACAAACCAUUCAAAUGUAGCAUUUGCAAUGUAGCGUACAGCCAGAGUUCAACUUUAGAGAUUCACAUGCGUUCUGUCCUGCACCAGACCAAAGCUCGUGCAUCCAAGCUUGAUUCAUCUAGCUCAAGCUCAGAAUCAGUUAGCCCCCUUCCAGGCAAAGCAGUGUUAAGCACCCCUGGAACCCCGAAGUCUGUGACUUCCAUGAACAGUGCUAUCCUAAGCCACAAACAAAACAGUGACCACAAUGGCACAACUGCAAACACGGAUAACAGCCAACCUUCAACAUCUGAAGUCAGGACAAAGUUGGUAGACAUGAUUGAUUCAGCUACUAAGCAACAACAGAUGUCAUUACAGCAGCCAUUACAGCAACAACAGCAGUUCGCCCAGGCUCAUGCCCAUCUCCAACAAGAGCUCCAAAAGAAAGCUGCCCUUCUUCAGUCCCAUUUAUUUAAUCCUGCACUUUUACAUCCUUUCCCUAUGGCAACAGAGGCUCUUCUUCCAGGGCAACAGCAGCAGCAGUUUCUUUUUCCUUUCCUUAUUUCAGGAGGAGAGUUUCAUAUGAAUCCAGAGUUAAAUCUGAAGGGUUCUGGGCUAAACCUAAACACGUUAAAGCCUGUUGUAAAUGAGAAUCCUGCUGAUGGCCUGAUAUAUUGUCCUACACAGAAACAAAACAGAGAUCAAACUCAUACUUUUCAGCAAACUGCCCCUGUAGAUCCCACAGAGAAUUGUGCCACUCAUCAUGAUGAAUUAAAACUGUCCAGUGAUUCACAGUGUGAAAAGGACACAGCUGGUCAAAACAAUAGUAAAGAAUCAAAAGAGACGGAUGAUCUGAAUAGAACUGAAAAAGACGAUAAUCUUAAAGGCAGCAAAGGCCUAAAUGAAGAGGUGUCAGACAAUGGAGACAUUUCAAAUGAAUUCCUUCCACCCAGAAUAGCCCAUGAUGCACCUGGAAAUGCUUCAAGGGCUUUGCUUGAGAACAUUGGGUUUGAGUUAGUUGUGCAGUUCAAUGAAAACAAGCAGCGAUAUCAGAAAAAUCUUGCUGAGCCAUUACCAAAUGAAGUGGGUGAUGUAUCCGAUGCCAAAGAGCUUGAUAAUUCAGUGAACACAAAGAAGCAGGAAUGUGAGCCUUGCGGUAAGCUUUUUUCAAAUGCAUUGAUACUGAAGAGCCAUAAAGAGCAGAUUCAUGGUUCCAUUUUCCCUAUCAAGUCAUUGGAGAAAUUUGCGAAAGACUACAGGGAGCAAUAUGACAAACUCUUCCCACUGAGAUCUACAACUCCUGAGGCUUCUCCUGUAUCUUCUCCAUCUCCGUCACCUCCUGCACCCCCUCCCACUUCAGUGCAGCAGCAGCCACAACAACAACAGCAGCCACAACAACAACAACAACAAGCAGAGCAACCAAUUAUACCUGUAUCACUCAGUGCUACUCCUACAACUGUCUCCAUUCCGCAAAUUAAAGGUCCAUUAGCCCCAAUUCCUCUAUCCAUGGAACUGCCACUCUUUCCUCCCCUCCUGAUGCCUCCAUUACCUUUGCAAGCUUUGACUUCACAGGUCCCUGUUCAUCUGCCCCAAGUGGAGCCUGGCCUGACAGCUGAUUUGACUCAGCUCUAUCAACACCAGUUAACUCCAGCCAUGUUACAGCAACAAAGUAAAAGACCACGAACCAGAAUCACAGAUGACCAGCUGAGAAUCCUGCGUCAGUAUUUUGACAUUAACAACUCCCCAAAUGAAGACCAGAUCCAUGAGAUGGCCAACAAAUCAGGUUUGCCACAUAAAGUCAUAAAGCACUGGUUUCGGAACACUCUGUUUAAGGAACGCCAGCGCAACAAGGAUUCUCCAUACAACUUUAGUAACCCUCCCAUCACAACCCUGGAAGAUGUAAAUGAGGAUACCAGGCCACCCUCUCCAGAUCCACCAAGGCAAGAGUGUUAUGGAGGGAGGAGAUCUUCAAGAACCAGAUUUUCUGAUUACCAACUGAGAGCACUGCAGGAUUUCUUUGAUGCCAAUGCAUACCCCAAAGAUGAUGAAUUUGAGCAGCUAUCUAACCUCCUCAAUCUUUCCACACGUGUGAUUGUGGUAUGGUUUCAAAAUGCCCGCCAAAAAGCUCGAAAAAACUAUGAGAACCAAGGUGAGAGAGUGAAGGAAGGUGAACGUCGAGAUCUAUCUAAUGAUCGCUACUUUAGAAAUUCCAACAACAGUUUCCAGUGUAAGAAAUGCAGCACAGUAUUUCAGCGCAUAUUUGAUCUUAUCAAUCAUCAGAAAAAACAUUGUUACAAAGAUGAGGAUGAGGAAAUGCAGGAUGACCUGAAUGAAACUGCGAUGGAGUUCAAGAUUGAGUGUCAUAGUCCAAUAUCUGGACCCUCACCAUUCACACAAGCAAACAUGUGCUCGAGCCCUUCUAGUUCAUCUGUGUCUAGCACCAAUGUAAAGUCCAUCGAUUCUGAGCAUCUGCACACUGAAAACCUCACCAGAGAGCUUAAACAGAAAAGUGAAGGAUCAUCUGACAUAAAAGAGGCAGAAAGUGUCAAUUCUGAGGAAGCAGAGAACAACAUGCAACAGCCAAAAUCUCAAUGUGAGGAGAAACAAAAUGCAAGCACAGAGAUUCACACUCAUUCACUUCCUAAACAACAAAAGCUUUCCUGCAUAUCUCAACCAAGCCCAACUCCGUCACAGAGCCCCUCCAAAAAUGUUAGUCCUUUAGAGACUUCAACCUCAACUGAACAACCACGGCAAAAGCCAGCCCAGGAAAUAAGCCCUUACCAAUGCAUCCAGUGUAAAUUGAGCUUCCCUUCUUUUGAACAUUGGCAAGAGCACCAGCAAAUGCAUUUCCUUACUCAAAGCUAUUUUCCUACCCCAGAGUUCCUGGACCGGCCUGUGGACAUGCCUCUUAUGCUGUUUGAUCCUACUAACCCUCUACUGGCAAGGCAUUUGCUUUCAGGUACAAUUCCUCAGAUAGCAGCAAAUGCACCCCCAAUGACCACUAUACCUGAUUCAACCAUAAACUCUCUGAAAAGGAAGCUUGAAGAGAAAGCAGGAUCCAGUUCUAUGGAAAAUGAUUGGGAAAAUAACAGUGAUGAACCCCACAGAGACAAACGCAUGAGAACCACCAUAACACCAGAGCAGCUCGAGGUGUUAUAUCAGAAAUAUCUUUUAGACUCCAAUCCGACACGCAAAAUGCUUGACCAUAUCUCCAGUGAGGUGGGUCUAAAGAAAAGAGUAGUUCAGGUCUGGUUCCAGAAUACCCGAGCACGUGAGAGGAAAGGUCAAUUUCGGGCUAUGGGUCCAACUCAAAUCCAUCGUCGCUGCCCAUUCUGCCGUGCUCUGUUUAAGGCACAGACUGCUCUUGCUGCCCACAUACGUUCACGUCACUGGCAUGAAGCAAGAAAUGCAGGAUAUAGUAUGGCUAUAUCUCAAGAUCAAGAAGGUUCUUAUAUCAAAGCUGAUUCAUUUGAUUUUGCUAAUUAUUCUCAGUUUUCAGACACCAUCGGUCAUUUAGAUUCUCCAACAAGUAAAAGCAAUGACAUGUCCUCACAUCAGCAGCGUCUCAGCCCUAGGCCCUUAAAGGGUGAGGGAAUAGAAGAUUUUGAGAUCACUUCCAUGAAAAGCUAUCAGACUUUUGAACUGAGCAAGCUGAAUAACUGUGAGCCUAGCCCAGACACGACCCAUGAACAUGCAACUGAUGAAGGAAAUGACUCUCUAGAAGGUAAACAUGACAGCAUGUCACCUAAUACAGAAAGAGAAGCUUCUUCAGAAAAUGAUGAAAAGAUGUCUUCUGGACUUGUUAGCCCAGCAAUAAGUUUUAAUGCUAAAGAUUUUGAUAACGAUUUAGUCCUGGAUUACAGUGAAAAUUCCAGUCUGGCUGAUCCAGCUUCACCAUGUCCUGGUAGCUCCAACAGUCAAGGCUUUGACAGUGACAGACAGAGUCAAAAGCGUCACCGUACUCAAAUGACCAAUCUACAGGUAAAAAUUCUCAAAGCCUGCUUUAGUGACUAUAAAACUCCAACAAUGCUUGAGUGUGAAGCUUUGGGAAAUUACAUCGGACUUGCUAAGAGGGUUGUUCAGGUGUGGUUUCAGAAUGCUCGAGCCAAGGAGAAGAAGGCCAAGCUUAGUCUUGCCAAGCAGUUCGGUACAGAGAGUACCUCUAUUGAUAGACCAAAAACAGAGUGCACUCUGUGCUCUGUCAAAUACAGCGGACGCUUGUCUGUUCGUGACCAUGUAUUUUCCCAGCAACACCUUGGUAAAGUUAAGGAGGCCUUGGGUGGCCAGAUGGAGAGGGACAAGGAAUAUUUGGGUUCAGUUACUGCCCGCCAGCUGAUGGCUCUGCAAGAGGUGGAUCAGCUAAAAAUGCCAAGUGAUGUUCUGGGACUUAACCAAACUCCCUUUCAAAACCACUCAAGUCUGCAGACACCUGCAAGCCUACCAGGAGGUAGCAAUAAAAUGGCAGCAAGUAUUUCUUCCUUUAAAACAGGUGUCAGUGAGCCUCCUGUAAAUGAAGCCAACUGCAAGCCAGCCUCGACAUCCUCUUCUGCCAUAUCAGCUAUGGAUGACAAAGAUGUAGUUAGCACAACCAACUCUAUCUUGACUCCAAAGACCAUGCAACAAGAACCCCAGUUUCCCAAAGAAAACGAUGGUGAGAAUAAAAGAAUUUCCAUAAACAAGUUUGACACUACUACUCCAGACUCAUCCAGACCAGCAGUAUCUACUUCAAAUAUUCCAAGGGAACAUGUCAUCGAUCCAGCUCAGCUACAAGCUCUUCAUGCAGCAAUGCAAACUGACCAAGCAGCUCUGCUCACUAGUCCCCUCCUGCCCUAUAUGAUGUCUGGUUUCCCUCCUCUUUUUCCUCCCCAUAUCCCUGCACCCAUGUCUAAUGGACUUCUGCAACCUAUGUUUGGCAUAGAUAGCAUGUUCCCAUAUGGUCCCAUCUUGCCACAGGCCCUAAUGGGGCUGUCAACAGGCUCCAUUCUCCAGCAAUAUCAACAAAAUCUGCAGGGUGCAUUGAUGCAACAAAGACUACAGCUGCAACAGAAACAGUUGCAGCAACCAGAGAAACCAAAACCUGCUCGCCUUCAUCAAGAAGACUCCAGAGGAUCUGUUGUGGAUUCAACCAAACAUGACAAGAAACAAGAUGCACCCAAGAACACAGAUUCCCCCUCUGACUCUGUCAACACUAAGCAGCAACUAGAUGAUACUAUUCUCAGAAGCCACUGUAUUGUCUCCAAAGCAGUGUGUGGAGAGGAGGGCAACGAUGGUCAAACUUAUGACUGCCUUGCCUGUGAGGUGUCUUUCACCGGGGAUGCAGAGCUCAUCAAGCACCUGGAAUACACUCAUCAUAGACAAAGAGUGGCAGAGAAAAUGAUUUCCAAAGAGCAUGCUACUCCUCAAUUACCUCACAUCAGUCCCUCAUCUACCUCUCAGCCAGACCCAUCCAGCGAACCGAGAUCGUCUUCAGCUACCCAGUCUUCUUUAGGGAUUCCGUCUGCAACCUCUAUCCCUUCAGCAACAAGUUCUGACCAAUGUACAUCCGAUCUACAAUGUCCCCAAAGCUCUUCUUCGACUUCAGCUUUACCCGAGACUGCCCAAAGCUCACUGGCUUCUCUUUUGCCUUCCAAUGAUACCUCAAGCCUGACAAGCCUCAUAAAGACUUGUCACAUAGAACCUGCAGACUCUGCAGAUGGGCGUUGUGAUGGGUCGAAGAAGGGACAAGACUCAACGUAAUAUAGUGAAGCAAGAGGUUUGAUGCUUUCCAUAUCAGUUGUUUUUAUGACUUGGCCAGCCUCGGAGGAAACUUUACAUAACAGGCAAGAGAAAAGUCCAACAAAAUGCGUCCACUGGGGGGAAGACAUGUCUCGCUAGUUUGACAGACUGUUUUAAAUGGACUGAAUCCUGUAGGAUCCUACUUGCAUUACCAGUGCUUGUAACCAAAAACAAGUGUCAGUAGAAUGUUUUUUUCCAUUUCAAUAUGCUGGUUUUUAUCUAAAACUUGAGUAUAUGUGAAAGUGUUUGGAAACUAAAGGGUGCACAGCUAAAGACUGGUGAAGAACCUAAGAUGGUUUCUUUAUUACCUAACUAACCAAAAGUCUGUUUAUGACAUAGAAGUCUGAACAGACCCUCACAAAACACCCACACUAUUUUUUGCCCUGUUAAGUGUUAAAAUAUUAUAUUAUUGGCUUAAUGAAGUGAUGUAAUGUAUUUCGAUGUUGUCUUCUCUCAGGUCAACAGCUCUCAAUUUUGUUCUGUUACAAGACAUACCAAUAGAAAAUAUAUGAAGCCCAAAAGAAAAAGUUUAAUGAAUGAAAAUGUUGAUUCUGAUUUGCUUGAAAUUGCAACUAAGCUUUUAAAUGUUUUUCGUUGUGGACAUUUAUUUGUCCAGACACAAAGUCGACCAUUGUAAAUUGUGCAAAAAAAACAAACAAGUUUUAGUUUAUUCUUUCUUUUUGGAAAAACGACAAAAACAUUGUGUUAAUGAUAGAUACAUGUAUGAACAUUUUGGUGUUGCGUAGAUUGUCGAAUUCAAAUGACUUAAUUGUAUGGUAGGUUUAAAACAAAUGACUUGUAUAUUUAACUUUUGUAUUGUCCCAGUCAAAGACACUUGAGGCUGUUUGCUCAUGUUAAAACAUUUAGCAUUUACUCUCGAAUGCUGUUGAAAAAUUGUCACUGUACAACCAACUUCCUCUCCUGCACUGAGCCAAGUUCAAAGACCCUAUCUGUGUAUGAAUUAGAUCGAUGCACAUCCUGAAGAUAUUUUCUAUUUUUGUUGUCUUUCAAACAGAACGUUUUAAUUGUGCACUUAAUUUUUUUCAAUACUGUAAAAAAACGGUAGUACUUUGUUCUUUUUCAUUAUUUCUUAACAUUUCUGCACUUGCCAUAAAUAACAAUAACGAUGAUGAUGAUAUUAUGAAACAAUAAUAACUUACAGUAUUGCUUUAAAGGAAAAUCCAAAGAUAACGUAGUCUUACCAUUGGUGCAUACAAAGGAUAAAACUUUAUACUUGAGAAACUAUUACUGUUUUUAAGGAAUGGAAAUCUUUUUAGAUGAUGGAGCCAGCUACAAGAAUACUGUUUUAGCUAACUUAUUAGAACAUUUGUGACCUCAUAUAAGAAACAACCAGAGAACCAAAAAUAAAAGCAGGAAAACAAAACCGAAUGCUUACUCUGUGGAUAUAGGACAGCACUGCUGUGUAGCCAUUGUAGUUUGUAUUAUAGAGGUGGAGAUCACACACAGUUUGCUUCUCUAUGUCUGGUCUUUCUUUUUCAUUUCUUGUUCGGUCUUUUAAAUGUACUGGGUCGAAUUGUCGAGGAUAUAGAGUGUGCUGCUAAUGUAGGUUUGUACUAAGAUGCAUGCUUGAUUUUGCUUUUCGCCGAAGCUUUAACGACAACCGUCAGUAGCCACGACGUCGUCCUCGUCUCACUGCAGCUCUGUCCACACAUGACUGAAGACUGUGAUGAUUUUAUUUCUUAAACUACAUUAUGUCCUUCUAGCCAACCAAUGUUGAAAACCAAUGAUGUUAUAUUUAUACAAAGUUUGCAUUCCAAAUAUCACAUUGUCAUUUCUUUUUUGUUUUUAUUGUAUUCUGCUUUUAAGGGGACUGUGUAACAUAUUCUCUCACUACUGAGGAUGAACUGUUACUCUAUGUAAUGUUAUUACUGUAGCGAUCGCCAAAUAAUGUAUGUUCAUGAUGCACUUGGGUUUAUUCAUGUGACUCACUGGGCUAAUGUCUCCCGUUCUCUUAUAUACAAGCAUUCAAAGUGAAUAAAAAAGUUUUCUUUUAA